CAUGGUUUUCCUCUUCCGCAUUUAACGCAUUAAUCUAAAAUCCCGAUUUCUGCACGAAUAAAUCCGUGAUUAUUAGUAAACUACAGCAACUUUUCAGGAACUGAAGAAAAACAAUGGCACAUCAGCAUGUUGAGUUCGUGGACACACACUAUGAAGCUCUCCUUCAGAGAGUUACAUCUGUGAUGCCCAUCACUGAUAAGCUGUAUGAAAGCAAAAAGCUUACCUGGGAAGCGUAUUCGAAGAUCACAAAGGCCACAUCUAAAAAGACCCAAAUGAGAGAGCUCCUAAACGCUGUGAAAUCUGGAGGACCUGCAGUAAAAUCUGCUUUUUACGAAGUACUGCAAGAAAUCGAGCCUGAUGUCAUUCAAGAACUUGAAGGGUCAUCCUCACAGACAGACCAUGAAAACCAGGUAACUGAGAACAAUAUCAUCAGGUGGAACCUAUCCUCAAAGCACAGAAGUGAAAUAGAGGAGCUCUGGAAGGAUUCCUCCAGGAAAAAAGUUGGGAAUCUUUACUUUUCAAGAAGUAAUAAAUACAUUAUUGGCUCUGGAGGAAGUGGCACAGUAUAUCUUGGCCUGAAGGAAGAUGGCACUGAGGUAGCCAUUAAACGAAUAACCAAGGACCAACAGAAAAGCAUAUACUUUGAAAAUGAACUAAAGCAUCUACGAGAUUUGAAUCUUGAGAGCAAGAACAUUGUCAGGUACGUGGACUUAGCAGAGGAUGAAGACUUUUAUUAUCUUGCACUACAGCUUUGUGAAUACGAUAUGGAGGAUUACAUGACAAAUCUUCGUCAGGAAGAACAAAAAGACAAAGAGACCGCUUUGAGAAAAAUAGUGGAGGAGAUUCUUCUUGGCCUUCAAGUUCUUCACCGUGCUGGAGUGAUACAUCGUGAUAUAAAGCCUGGAAAUGUUUUGAUAGAUUCAGGAAAAAAUGCAAGGCUGGCCGACUUUGGCUUAAGUCGCAAACUGGAGGUGGGCAGAAGCACAGUGCAUACUGCUAGAGCUGGUACACAAGGCUGGGAAGCUACGGAGAUCCUGAAUCAAGAUACAGGUUACAAGAAGACCUCAGACAUCCAGGUUGCUGGGAUGUUGGUGUACUACAUCCUCUCUGACGGGAAACAUCCUUUUGGGGACGAAAAGUAUCGUGAGGAGAACAUCAAGAAAGGGCAGUACUCUCUUGAAGAUUUACAAGAUAUAGUAGCAAAGGAUCUCAUCGAAUGGAUGAUCAACAAGGAACCAGAAGAGAGACUGACCAUUAAAGAGGUCCUACGACACCCUUAUUUCUGGGAUAAAGACAGCAAAGAUGCAGUCCUUAGGAGGCUGGGCGAUAGGCCUGAAAUCCAGAACUACGAGACUUUAGCAAAACUUCGCAAACUCUACAUAGAAAAAGGGCACACAGAGCGAACAGACCCGACAGCAGCACUGACCAUUGUUGAGGCCUUCAGUGAAUUGAAAAUCGAGAAUGAAAAAAAGAGAAAUGACAUUCUUACAAUAGUGGGUGAGGAUUUAAAAAGACUUUGGAAGCUCUUCAACGCUGCAGAGGAGGUCACAGAGGGAAAAAGCUUUUCUAAUUGGCAAUCAGAGCUCUCAGAAAUAUGGACAGACAUUAACAAAAAGCUUCCAGAGGACAUUCUUGGCCUGCUGCGUGUUUUUCGCAACAAACUGGUGCAUGCAAAUGUCAGAAAUGAGUUUGAAAGGAAGAAGAUUUUUGACCGCUUCCCGGACUUUUUCAUCAGUUUGCACAGAGUGGCUAAAAUCUUGAGCUGGAAAUAUUGAAGAUCCUGAGAGAACAUUCCAUCACAACAUGGGGAUUUUUUCCAGAUUUCUACACAUUCUUACACGGAUUGGCUACAGACAUGGGCUGGGACUAUACCUGGUCUUAAGAUGAGCGAGAAGAGAACAUCAGCACCCUGUUGUGAGUGGGAGAUGAGAGAGCAUUUUUAGGUUCUAGCUUGUCCAUGGAGGGGUGACCCAUCAGGGAAGCAAGUGUCACCACUCUUAUUCUCCGUUAGAGACCUCACUGGACCACCAUGGGAUACUGGAGCUCACACCGCCCUAAAAACAAGUCUGAGACACC
Molecule: messenger RNA, 2076 nt
Organism: Sinocyclocheilus grahami
Lineage: Eukaryota; Metazoa; Chordata; Actinopteri; Cypriniformes; Cyprinidae
Product: serine/threonine-protein kinase/endoribonuclease ire-1-like
Exons: 11
Coding region: 114-1775 (553 amino acids)
Biological process (GO): regulation of apoptotic process; intrinsic apoptotic signaling pathway in response to endoplasmic reticulum stress; IRE1-mediated unfolded protein response
Cellular component (GO): IRE1-TRAF2-ASK1 complex
Molecular function (GO): ATP binding; RNA endonuclease activity; protein serine/threonine kinase activity
Source: RefSeq, a predicted model, not a curated record